Messenger RNA from Oikopleura dioica, 606 nucleotides. NCBI's taxonomy places the organism in Eukaryota, Metazoa, Chordata, Appendicularia, Copelata, Oikopleuridae. The record is from the annotation of a GenBank genome assembly.
AUGGACUGCGAGGAGAAAGAAGAAGAUACUCGGCCGAUCGCUUUUCGAGUUGAAAUCAACGAAGAAACCAGAGAGCACUUUCUCAAAUAUGCAAGAGAAUCAGGCCUCGACAAAAUCAAGCCAGAAGACGACUAUUUCAGCACCUCCGAUGAAGAAGAACAUGCUCCAGGAGACUCGAGAAAUUUAGCAAAACAAAUCGCAAAUCACUUUGAUGGAAUUCUCCUUCGACCUCAUAAAACAAAAUGUGAUAAGUUCCUGGACUACUACCAAGUUUACGACGCUGAGAGCUUGAUUGAAUUCAUUCCUGAAGACGAAUUUGGGCCCGAAAAAGAACCGCCUCUAAAAGAACUUUGCUUGGAAGCUGCAAAAGAAGCCGCAAUUGAAAACAAAGAACGAUGGAAAGCUGAGAAGUUGAGGAAAAAUAGGGAGCGGAAAAGAGAAAGAAGGAGAAAAGAGGCGGAAAUGAAGAUGCAACUUGCGGAGAAUUUUAGCGGGAGGAUUGUGGAUCAAGAUGUUGAAAUGGCGGAUGAAAUGGAUGACCAACCGGCGCAAAAUUUCGUGGAAAUGGAAGACGAAGAAAUGGUCUCAGAUUCAAGAAAGGGCUAA